This is a messenger RNA of Jatropha curcas, 1702 nucleotides long. RefSeq names its product serine carboxypeptidase-like 18. Lineage: Eukaryota; Viridiplantae; Streptophyta; Magnoliopsida; Malpighiales; Euphorbiaceae. Gene Ontology annotation, biological process: secondary metabolic process; proteolysis. The record is from RefSeq and is a predicted model, not a curated record. Gene Ontology annotation, molecular function: serine-type carboxypeptidase activity; acyltransferase activity, transferring groups other than amino-acyl groups.
GCUUUUCUCUUUCUGCACAACAUCUCAUAAGUCAUAACUAUGGCAGCAGAAAGAGCAAAGAAGAACAGUUUGGAAAAUUCAAGAAAUGGGUUUUUAAGUGUAAUUUGUUUGCAAAUAUUUAUUGUUUUGGCUAUUUCAUAUAUUGCUUCUUCAAAGACAGUUGUGACUAAUCUGCCUGGCUUUGAUGGUGACCUUCCAUUUUAUCUUGAAACUGGAUAUAUUGGAGUUGGAGCAUCCAAUGAGUCACAGCUAUUCUACUAUUUUGUGGAGUCUCAAAGGAGUCCUACUUUAGACCCUCUGAUGCUUUGGCUCACUGGUGGCCCUGGUUGCUCUGUUCUCUCUGCAUUUUUCUAUGAAAGUGGUCCGGUAGCUUUUGAUUAUUCAAAUUAUAAUGGAAGCUUGCCCUCUUUACACUUGAAUCCCUUUGCAUGGACACAGGGUAUAAACAUAAUAUAUGUAGAUGCACCAAUUGGGACUGGAUUCUCCUACUCAACUACCCAGGAAAAUUACUAUGUUGAUGACAUUAAGUCUGCAGCUCAGACCUAUGAGUUUUUAAAAAAGUGGUUACUUGACCAUCCUCAGUACUUGACAAAUCAACUAUUCAUUGGUGGAGAUUCCUACUCAGGCAUUCCCCUUCCAAUGAUUGUUCAACAUAUACUUGAUGGUAAUGAAGAUGGAACAUCUCCUACAAUGAAUCUUAAAGGAUAUGUGCUUGGGAACCCAAAGACAGAUUCAUUCAUUGAUGAUAAUUCAAGAGUACCAUUUGUUCAUAGAUUGACACUCAUAUCAGAUGAACUCUAUGAGACUACCAAAGAAGACUGCGCCGGAGAUUAUGUAAAUAUAAAUGCAAGCAAUACAGCAUGUGUUUCAGACAUCAACGCCAUUGAUGAGUUGAUUCUUCAAAUCAAUCUGAUGCAAGUUCUGGAACCUAUUUGCCAAACUGCAAGUCCAAAGCCGACACAAGGUCUGAGACAAAUUGAAGGAAGACGAUCACUUUACCAGGACCAUGAAAAUACUUCCAUUCCAUCACUUAAUAGUGCAUAUUGGUGUCGGGAGUAUAACUAUGUGCUUUCUGGUGUUUGGGCUAAUGACAAGGCAGUUCGAGAUGCUCUUCAAGUUCGAGAGAACACAACGAAUGUUUGGAAAAGAUGCAAUGCAACCUUAGCAUAUACAAAGGAUGUGUUAAGUACUGUUGAUUAUCAUAGAAACCUCAGCAAACAAAGCCUCCGAGCUCUUAUAUAUAGCGGAGAUCAUGACAUGUCAGUAACCCACAUUGGCACCCAAAACUGGAUUCAUUUACUGAACUUAACUACAAAUGAAUACUGGAGGCCUUGGUUUGUGGAUGGCCAAGUUGCUGGUUACACAGAGAAAUACUUAAAUGGUGACUAUACUUUAAUAUUCGCUACUGUGAAGGGAGGAGGUCAUGUUGCACCAGAGUACAAACCAAAGGAAUGUUAUUCUAUGAUUGAUCGUUUUCUUGCCUACUUCCCUCUCUAAAUAAUGGGGAAAGGAAAAAGAGUUUGAUGGGUUUUUGGAAGCAUAAUUUUGAUUUAUUAGUUGCUAUUAUUAUGUGGACUGUGUACUCAGAAUUCAUAACUUAAAAUGAGGUCUAUUAGUGAUUCAUUGAACUAAGUAGUUUGAUGGACCCUUUAUAUUAAUUAUUUGGAUAAAAUAAAAUUAUAUAGUGCUUUUAUUUUAUAAA